AUGGAUGCCGAUUCCGAAAACGAUUUCAGAGAAUUCCCCGAAUUCCCAAGACGACACAUCCACACAAUCGACACGUGUACUUUUUGCCACCGAGCUUUCUUGCCGGAUAACAUCGAUUCCGAUCUCGACUUCAUCGGCGCAUGCGGCGACUGCAAAUUCGCAUUGCUCGAGAAUCUCGACGCUGCCACCUCCCAUUCCCCGGACGCGCACCGCCGGCACCCCCAAGCAAGACUCAGAACAAGGCACGGAAGCUCGGAUUCCAUCGAGAGCAUGUUCUCCCAACAAUUCUCACAACUCGUCAACCUCGCAAGGCAAAACCAAUCCAACUCCGUGGGCCCCACCAGUUCCCGCACUACACCUAGCGGGUCCCGCCGGUGGAGGAGGAGGACGAGGAGGAGGGCUAUUAUUGUCUCGGAUACCGAGAGCGAGUCGAACUCGAACGUCAGCCUCCUCAGGAGAUACUCUUCUUCUUACAGUCCCUGGGACAGCAAUGACGACGACGAUGACGAUGGCUGGAGUUCAAUCGAGAAUGAGAAUGAAAACGAGAAUGAUAUUUCAUACAGUGACAACACAGAUAUCGACCCGAUGAACGCCGGCCUUUAUCAGUGGAGCUCGGAGUAUGAUGAUGAUGAUGAUGAUGACCCCAUACUGGCGUCCAAUCUGCUCGAGCGGCUGGCGGAGGCCGAGGGUUUGAGGAGGGGGCCGCCCCCUCCGGCCUCUGUGUCUUUCGUGGAGAGCAUUCCGCGAGUGGCGGUUGAGGAGGAAGACGGUGAAGUUUGCGCGAUCUGCAAGGACUCGUUUGUGGGGGGGAGUUUUGCGAGCAGGCUGCCGUGUGGUCACGUGUUCCACUCGCCGUGCAUUCUGCCGUGGCUGAGCGCGAGGAGCACGUGCCCGCUGUGCAGGCGCGAGCUCCCGACCGACGACCGAGAUUACGAGGCGGGGAAGAGGGAUGGAGGUGAGGUGGUGGGCCCACACGGUGUGGGUUAUGGUGGUGAUGUGGACGGGGCUUCGGGAUAUGUUGAAGUUGGGACGAGGGAUAAUCGAUGGUUCUUUCUUGUUGCGCCGAUUGUGGGGAUAAUCGGUGUGUCGCUUAUGUUGUGUCUUGGCGGAAAACCUUUGGGUGGUCACCGGUUCUCAAGGCCGAGGGAGAAUGGGCAGAGGAGGUGGUGGUCAUUUUUCUGA
Molecule: messenger RNA, 1182 nt
Organism: Striga asiatica
Lineage: Eukaryota; Viridiplantae; Streptophyta; Magnoliopsida; Lamiales; Orobanchaceae
Source: the annotation of a GenBank genome assembly